GCAGUCUGAUCACAUCUUCCCAGGUACCCAGGGCGGGUUAUCACAGCAAACACUCUCCCACUUGGACCACUGCAGAGCUGUUGGAUCUGAUCAGUAUAUGGGGAGAGGAGGCUGUGCAGUCCCAGCUGCGCUUGAGCUGUAGGAAUUGGGAUACCUAUGGGAAGAUUUCUCAAGGCUUGUGUGAAAAGGGGAUGAUCAGGACACACUGCAGUGCAGAGUGAAGAUAAAGGAGCUGAGGCAGAUGUACCAUAAGGCAAGGGAGGCAAACCGUCGCUCAGGUGCUUCACCUAAGACCUGCCGGUUAUUAGCUGGAUGCUAUCCUCGGUGGUGACCCCAUCUCCAUUGCAAAGAGCCCCGUGGAUAGUUCAGGGGGUACAGAGGUGGCAGAAAGAGGACCAAGUUAUUGAUGAAGAGGUGGAGUUAGAUGAGGAUGUGCAGCUCCUGGUGGGGCAGGCAGCCAGGAACUGUUCUCCACCCCAGAGGUGUCUAGCCAGUCUGAGCAGCGAGCAAGAAGCAAGAGAUGAGACACCUGACCUGAAGAAGAGCUCUGUGUAAGCUUGAAAACUCUCUCUCUCCCCAUCAGAAAUUCAGAUAAAGGAAGUGGUGAGGCUGAAUAGCUGACAAGUUUUCUGAGAAGAGACCAUUUUGUACUUAGAGGAAGCACUUGCUCUCUUGGAUAUUCUUGCACCAUAAUUCAGAAAUAAAAAGCAAACCGGUUUAACAAAAGAUCUGGGCAUUUCUUAGGCAAGUGGAUUAUUGAAUUUGCUAAAAGUAGCCACAGGCAGGAAAUCUAUGGCUGCCUGUUUCAUUAAUACUACUGGCAUGAAAAUUCUGUAACUGCUUAGGAAAAAAGAGCUGAAAUGGAUUUACAAAACAUUCCCUAUCGCUCAGUGGUGGUCGCUUGGAGCCCAGAUGACCUGGCAGACUACUUCAAAAAAUUAAGGUAUAAGGACUGUGAAAAAGUCGUCAGAAAACACAGCAUAAGUGGACAAAGGUUUUUGAACAUGUCUGAAAAUGAUAUUCAGAAAUUUCCCAAACUGAGUGUGCCAAUUCUAAGUAAAUUAAGUCAAGAAAUCAAUAGGAACGAAGGAAGAAGUUUCUUCCCAAAACGGACCCAGACGCAGAAGUUUGCUGACAAUACAGGAUGCUGUCAAGAAGAGGAAGAAGGCUGGUCGUCAUUUGAAGAAGAUGAUGAUUAUGAAAGCCCAGAUGAGGAACAGGAACAAGACGCUGAUUAUGAAUCACCAACUGAUGAACCAGGACAUGACAGUGAUGAUUAUGAACCUCCUCCAUCCAACAAUGACGUAGCACCCCAUAAUGUCAUAUUUCCUGCCAAGUCAAUUCCAAGCAACACUGAGUACAUAGAUAGACCUGCAAAUGCUAGACCAUCUCCCCAGCCUCCUAUUCCACCACAGCGACCUGGCCCAUCCCCUGUACCAGCAUCAUUUGCGGGUAGAGGCACUCCUAUGUCACCUUACCCUCCUCCAUCAAGCAAUAAUGAUGUGAAUAGAGAUAAAAGUGCCAAGCCUUUAAAACCCCCAGCUCCUUCUAUAGACAGACGUACAAAACCCCCAUUGGAUCGUCCUGGGCCAACGUUUGAAAGAGACAGCCCAGCAGCAGGGAAGAGGCCAGUGUUUCCUGACAAGCCCAUGGCACCACAACUAAGAUCUCUUGGAGAACAGCUAGCAAAGAUACAGAAGCCUCCCAUACCACCAGCUGAUAAACCAGAAAGAGGCAAUCCAGUCCCUGGAAGGAAGCCACCACCCAUAAAGCAAGGUUGGGCACCAGAAAGAAGAUAUGAUGAAGAUGAUGAGUCAAUCCCCCAGAGACCAGCACCACAGCUGUCUUUGCCUCCCUUCAGCUCCAACACAUUUCCUUCAAGGUCUGUCAAGCCACCACCUAAACACAGUCCUUCAGGAUCCAACAGUAUGCCUGGAUCAUAUGCAGAAAGUACUAACAGCCUUUCUUCAAGCGGAUCACUACCACCACGCUUUCAGCUAGGUAACAUCAAUAGAACUCCUUCAAAAGGCCCAGCAGAUUGCAGACCUCCAUUACCAAUUCCUAACAGGCAGAUUGUGCAGCCACCAAGCAUGGAGGAAGACGAGUUUCAAGAUUCACUGGAUGAAGAAUGGUAUGUUGGAGACAUCAGCCGGCAGGAAGCAGAAGCAGCUCUUAGGAAUAUAAAUAAGGACGGGACAUUCUUGGUGAGAGACAGCUCAAGAAAAACUAAUACACAUCCAUACGUACUGAUGGUAUUAUACAAAGAUAAAGUAUAUAAUAUUCAGAUUCGUUACCAGGAGCAAAAUCAAGUUUACUUGUUAGGAACAGGCCUGAAAGGAAAAGAGGAUUUUUCUUCAGUGGCAGAAAUUAUUGAUUACUUUCAAAGAACGCCCCUUCUGCUGAUUGAUGGAAAAGACCGAGGUUCAAGAAACCAAUGCAAGUUAACAUAUGCUGCAGGAUCUACUUAGAAGAAAGCUUAAUGUCUGUGAUCGACGGUCUAUAAGAGCAUACAAACCUCAUGAUAUUUCCAUUCGUAUUCAGUGAACUGAAAUUAUGAAUUAAUUUUUUUUUAUUUUAAUGAAAAAAUAUAAUUCUCUAAUUUUAAAGUGUGUUUUAAAAAAACAGAUUUGCAAAAUACUUUCUACAAUGUAUUUAUUACUCUCCAUUGUUCAUACACUGCAUGAAAACUCUCAUGAUGUCAUUCUCCAACAUCCAGC
Mauremys mutica (yellowpond turtle) is the source of this 2717-nucleotide messenger RNA. It is a transcript of the gene LCP2, whose product is annotated as lymphocyte cytosolic protein 2. Gene Ontology annotation, molecular function: protein binding. The transcript is spliced from 23 exons. Gene Ontology annotation, biological process: intracellular signal transduction; cell surface receptor protein tyrosine kinase signaling pathway. The record is from RefSeq and is a predicted model, not a curated record. The coding region runs from base 861 to 2468 and encodes 535 amino acids. Lineage: Eukaryota; Metazoa; Chordata; Testudines; Geoemydidae.